Coniophora puteana RWD-64-598 SS2 is the source of this 1790-nucleotide messenger RNA. RefSeq names its product cytochrome P450. Bases 142 to 1692 code for a protein of 516 amino acids. NCBI's taxonomy places the organism in Eukaryota, Fungi, Basidiomycota, Agaricomycetes, Boletales, Coniophoraceae. Gene Ontology annotation, molecular function: oxidoreductase activity, acting on paired donors, with incorporation or reduction of molecular oxygen; heme binding; monooxygenase activity. The transcript has 14 exons. The record is from RefSeq and is a predicted model, not a curated record.
GGAACGCCCGCGCAUGAAAGCUCCAGGAUAAGCGCAGAUAGGUCAACGACUGGGGGCUCCAUGUCCCCGUGCCUAAAGGCUGGAAAUGGUGGGCAAACAAGGGAGUGGGUUCCCUGCAAGUGACCCUUAUCUUCCCCGACCAUGGCUCUGUCCUUGUCGCUCCUUCAAAUUAUUCCUCUGGGAUUGCUUUCAUGGGUCCUUGCGAGAUACGCAGUCACAAAGCUCAGAGGCAACCGAUCUCUGCCCUUGCCACCAGGUCCAAAGCAACUACCGUUUCUGGGCGCUGUCUUUGACAUCGACUCCGAGAGCCCAUGGCUAACGUAUACACAGUGGGCAGCCAAGUAUGGCGAUAUUAUUAGCUGCCGCUUCUUCGGCAGCCAGGUGGUGGUGUUGAACUCUGACAAAGCUGCAGAAGACCUUUUGGACCGACGCUCUCGCAUCUACUCCGAUAGACCCGAGAUAUCUACAGUCCGUCUUUCUGGGUGGGACCUCGAUAUCGGUUUUCAGCCUUAUGGUAACGAGUGGCGUCUAUACCGGCGCCUUUACCAGCAGUCUUUCCGCGAGCAGAAAAUCAUCGACUACCAGUCUAUACAGCUUGCUGCUGCUCACCGCCUUCUAACCAACAUGAGCAACAAUUCUGACGACAAACUUUGGGGUCUUAUAUCAUUGUGCACGUCUUCCGCGAUCCUGUCUACAGUCUACGGUUACGAAGUCAACGCUCUUGACGAUCCUCUAUUCCACAUUAGCGACAAGGCAACUGAAACCGGAUUUCCAUUAUUGACCCCCGAAAUGUCCAUAAUCAUGGAUACGUUUCCUUUCGUCAAGUAUUUACCGACAUGGUUUCCCGGCACGUCCAUUGUUCGCGAAAUUCAGAUCGCCAAGUACUGGUCUAAACUGUUUUUUGAUUAUCCCUAUAAUUUUACGAUGGAGAAAAUGCAAUCCAAUCCGGCCUUUUCGUGCGUGCUUUCAGAGACAAUCCGGAGCAGCGAGGAAAGCGGUCAGAGCAUGCCGGUACGGUACUUGAAGAAGUUUGCUGGUACCGCUUUUAUUGCUGGCGCUGAGACGGCAGCCAGCGUGCUACAUACGCUCGUGGUGGCUUUACUGCAAAACCCUGUUGUACAGAAACGUGCUCAAGAUGACAUUCAAGCCGUUAUCGGCAAUGACCGAUUGCCAACAUUUGAGGAUAGGCCAUCGCUCCCGUACAUCGAGGCCAUGGUUCGAGAGGCGCUGAGAUGGAAUACAGUUCUUCCUCUCGGUGUUCCUCAUUUCUCAACAGAAGAUGAUGUCUACGAGGGAUAUUUUAUCCCUAAAGGCUCGACCGUCCUUUCUAACGCAUGGGGGAUGUCCCGCGAUCCCCAGCGGUACCCUGAUCCUGAGACCUUCCGACCAGAAAGAUUCCUGACAAAAGAUGGCGAACUAAACGGUGACGACGUGAGAUUCACCUUCGGUUGGGGCCGGAGGAUUUGUCCUGGGCGAUACUCGGCGGUCUCGGCAGUAUGGAUCGACGUCGCCUCCAUGCUGGCGGCAUAUACUCUUAAGAAGGCUAAAGACGAAAACGGGGUAGAGAUCGAACCGAUUCCCGAGUGGACGACUGGUGUUGCCAGAAAGCCCAAGCCAAUCCCGUUGCGCAUUGUUCCUAGGUUCGAGCCGUCGAGGCUGGAACAGAUGCUGAAAGAAGCUCAACAUGACUAACUGGGCAGUGGGCACUGAUGAUCAACCGAACAGAAAAAUUCUGAUUUGUUGACUAGCUUACUUGUCCUGUAUGUACGAUUGACCCACGAGGCAUUGAG